This is a messenger RNA of Acanthochromis polyacanthus (spiny chromis), 718 nucleotides long. RefSeq names its product transmembrane protein 101 (gene tmem101). Gene Ontology annotation, biological process: positive regulation of canonical NF-kappaB signal transduction. The record is from RefSeq and is a predicted model, not a curated record. NCBI's taxonomy places the organism in Eukaryota, Metazoa, Chordata, Actinopteri, Pomacentridae. The transcript has 3 exons. The coding region runs from base 118 to 678 and encodes 186 amino acids.
UUGUAUUUAAGCUGCUUGAUCUGAAAGACGCAGACUUUUAAUUUGACACGGUAUUCUUAUCCGGCAGUUAACAGGGCAGCUGGAGUUUUGUUGGCGCACAGAUGAGCAGCAGCGAACAUGGCAGGUCCCAGUAGGAAGCAGAUGUUGAGGUUUCUGAGCCAGUUAGGGGCGUUUAUUUUGACCCGGUUCGGAUUCUGGAACUGCUUCUGUAUGCUGAUGCUGUUUGCCGAACGAGCGGACUCAAAAAGAAAGCCGGACAUCCACGUCCCCUACCUGUACGUGGACAUGGGAGCUGCUGUCCUCUGCGCCAGCUUCAUGUCAUUCGGUGUGAAGAGAAGAUGGUUCGCUAUGGCUGCUGCCGUCCAGCUGGCCGUCAGCACCUACGCUUCAUACGUCGGAGAGCAGGUGUAUUAUGGGGACUGGCUCAAGGUACGGAUGUACUCCAGAGCUAUGGCCAUCAUCGGAGGCUUCCUGGUUCUGGCCAGCGGGGCGGGGGAGGUUUACCGACAGAAACCUCGCAGCAGGUCCAUGCAGUCCACGGGACAGGUGUUUCUGGGAGUCUAUCUCAUCUGCAUGGUAAGACUAUUGUUAGUUUUUUUUUAUUGUCUUCACGUGGCUCUUAUCCAAGCUAUCAUGAAAAGUGUUUUAUUAAGAUCAUAUAAAGACUCAAGAGCUUAAUUUAGUGUUAACCAGAGCUGCAACGAUUAGCCGUUCAAUC